This is a messenger RNA of Andrographis paniculata, 2594 nucleotides long. Its product is annotated as V-type proton ATPase catalytic subunit A. The transcript is spliced from 20 exons. The record is from RefSeq and is a predicted model, not a curated record. Gene Ontology annotation, biological process: proton transmembrane transport; ATP metabolic process. Gene Ontology annotation, cellular component: plant-type vacuole; proton-transporting V-type ATPase, V1 domain. NCBI's taxonomy places the organism in Eukaryota, Viridiplantae, Streptophyta, Magnoliopsida, Lamiales, Acanthaceae. Bases 189 to 2060 code for a protein of 623 amino acids. Gene Ontology annotation, molecular function: proton-transporting ATPase activity, rotational mechanism; ATP hydrolysis activity; ATP binding.
AUAUAUAUUAUUCAUUUAUCCCAUCAAUACUCGUUCACGUUGCCCGUGUUCGUUCUCACGUGUACAACGCUCCCCAUUCCGCACUGAAAGAAAUCAUAGAAGUAUUGUGAUCUCGCAUCGGAUCUUCUCAAUCCACAUUCGCCGAUCGCUGCUCUGCUUUGCGCCAUUCAGUCUGUUCGAUUUCCAAAAUGCCGUCCAUUUACGGAAGUCCUCUGACGACCUUCGAGGAUGCCGACAAGGAGAGCGAGUAUGGAUACGUUCGCAAGGUGUCUGGCCCAGUGGUUGUUGCAGAGGGAAUGGCAGGAGCAGCUAUGUAUGAACUAGUGCGUGUUGGUCAUGACAAUCUUAUUGGGGAAAUUAUUCGGUUGGAAGGAGAUUCUGCAACCAUUCAAGUGUAUGAGGAAACGGCUGGACUGAUGGUGAAUGAUCCUGUUCUUCGAACCCACAAGCCUUUAUCAGUGGAACUGGGUCCUGGAAUUAUGGGAAACAUCUUUGAUGGAAUUCAGAGACCUCUAAAAACAAUUGCAAGGAAAUCUGGUGAUGUCUAUAUACCACGUGGCGUGUCUGUCCCAGCGCUUGACAAAGAUACACUAUGGGAAUUUCAGCCAAAGAAAAUAGGAGAGGGAGAUCUUAUUACUGGUGGCGAUUUGUACGCGACUGUUUUUGAGAAUAGCUUGGUGCAACAUCAUGUUGCACUCCCUCCUGAUGCAAUGGGGAAAGUAACCUACAUUGCUCCAGCUGGUCAAUAUUCAUUGAAGGACACCGUCCUUGAGCUUGAAUUUCAGGGGGUCAAAAAGAAAUUUACCAUGCUGCAGAAUUGGCCUGUGCGUACACCUCGGCCUGUAGCAUCAAAGCUUGCUGCAGAUACUCCUCUCUUGACUGGACAGCGUGUUCUUGAUGCUUUAUUCCCUUCUGUGCUUGGUGGUACUUGUGCCAUCCCCGGUGCAUUUGGCUGCGGGAAGACAGUCAUUAGCCAGGCCCUUUCAAAGUACUCCAACUCAGACACUGUAGUUUAUGUUGGUUGUGGAGAAAGAGGAAAUGAAAUGGCAGAGGUGCUUAUGGAUUUCCCUCAACUGACAAUGACGCUGCCUGAUGGUCGGGAGGAAUCUGUCAUGAAGCGUACUACUCUGGUAGCAAACACCUCUAAUAUGCCUGUGGCUGCUCGUGAGGCUUCAAUUUACACAGGAAUCACUAUUGCUGAAUAUUUUAGAGAUAUGGGAUACAAUGUUAGCAUGAUGGCAGAUUCUACAUCUAGAUGGGCAGAAGCAUUGCGUGAAAUUUCUGGUCGGCUGGCUGAGAUGCCUGCAGACAGUGGAUAUCCUGCUUAUUUGGCAGCACGUUUGGCAUCCUUCUACGAGCGUGCCGGAAAAGUUAAAUGUCUCGGUGGACCUGAAAGAAAUGGAAGUGUCACCAUUGUUGGUGCUGUUUCUCCACCAGGAGGAGAUUUCUCGGACCCUGUUACAUCUGCAACACUCAGCAUUGUUCAGGUGUUCUGGGGUCUCGACAAAAAGUUGGCUCAGCGAAAACAUUUCCCAUCUGUAAACUGGCUAAUUUCAUACUCCAAGUAUUCAGGGGCCCUGGAAUCCUUUUAUGAGAAGUUUGAUUCAGAUUUUAUUAACAUCAGGACAAAGGCUCGUGAAGUGCUUCAGAGAGAAGAUGAUCUGAAUGAAAUCGUGCAGUUAGUCGGAAAAGAUGCUUUAGCCGAAUCCGACAAAAUUACACUGGAGACAGCAAAGCUCCUGAGGGAGGACUAUCUUGCCCAGAAUGCAUUCACACCAUAUGACAAAUUUUGUCCAUUCUACAAGUCUGUUUGGAUGAUGCGCAACAUCAUUCAUUUCUACAACUUGGCUAAUCAGGCGGUGGAGCGAGGAGCCGGUAUGGAUGGCCAGAAGAUAACCUACACGCUCAUCAAACAUCGCCUCGGCGAUUUGUUUUACCGUUUGGUGUCACAGAAAUUUGAGGAUCCAGCAGAGGGAGAAGAAGCCUUAACUGCAAAAUUCAAGAAGCUUCACGACGAUCUGACAGCGGGCUUUCGCCAGCUCGAGGAUGAAAACCGGUGAUCCUACCAUGGAAUCGGUAACUCAAUCAAUUUCUUGAGGCUCUCUUCUGCUCAUUAUUGCUUCAAUUGGGUUAGCAUUUUUCACCAUAAGUAUCAUUCUUAUUAAGUUGGGUAGGGUUGGGUUGGGUUGGGAUAUAUAAUAAGAGGGGCUGCAUAAGUGUGUGUCCCAUUCAGUCACAACUAUGAUAAUCUGUGUUUCCAGCCGCUGCAUCAGUGCAGUUAUUUAUUCACUUUUGUUAAUUAGAAAGAACUAAGUAAUAACAUUAGCUUAUUUGGUCCUGUCUCCUCUACCCAUCCCACCCCACCCCACCCCCUGACCCCCAAAUUACAAUGGGACUCAAACUAGUCCCUGUGUCCCUACCCCUGAGAGUGUUUUCUUGAGCUUCUUGACAGUCUUGUCCACCAUUUCUGCUGCUGAUCUUGCUGAAUCUUCAACCAUAAUUCUACUCUCAUCCAAGCUCUUAACUACAGCCUCCUUCACCUUCUCUGCUGUCCCUUCUUCCUCUUGUUCUUCUUCCUCCCCACUCUUGCCUUG